UGUUAAUCUAGGAGGAGAGAAUAGAUUUACUCUUAGAUUAUUGUCCUAUUCAUUAUUGAAAUAGAUAUUAUUGAGUCCAUAUAUUUACUAUUUAGAUCUAGAGGUCUAGAAUAUUAGAAUACAUCUACUUUAUAGAUCUAGAUCUAUAGAUUAUUCAUUAGAUUAGAUCUCGAAUAGACAACUCGUCAUCUACAUUGUCUACAUAUCUAGACUACUUCUAAAACUAACUAGUAAUAUUUAAUAUUAAUAUAAAUCUAGUAAUAGAGAGAUUCUCAAAGAUAGACCGUUAGCGUUAGAGUUAGAGUCGACUUAGACUUAAAAUCUUAUAGUAUAGAAAGAAAUAGUUAAAGAUCUAGACUCUAUAAUUAUAAUAAUUAAAAGUGACAAUAGCUAGUCACUAGUCUAGUGACAGUGUCCAGUCACUCCAGUGUUAUUCACUUUAUUAUUCAGUAAUCAGUUAUUGAGUCAUUGACUUCAUUGAGCGUGUUUAUCAUCCAUGCUGUGUUAGUGUGUAAAUUAAACUCAGCUUAAUUAAAGUAUGUAUCAUCAGACAUCAUGAUUAUGAUUGAAUGCAAUUCUUCAUUUCUUGUCAUGAUUGACAGAAUCAUUCAUGAUGGUGAUGAUAAUCUGAUAAUCAUGUUGAUGGAUGAUGAUCAUGAUCUGAUAAGAUCAUAAUUCAAGUACAUAAAUUGAUUAUUAUACACUUUUAAUGAAAGCUCUUGAAAAAACCAACAGAAAUGGCUACUAAAAUUGUGUUACAAAGUUUUGUUGCUGGUCUAAAGCAGCGUCAGGAAGAUGUUAGGUUUAAAACAGCAAUUGAGUUGCAUCACUUUGUAGUGACAGAGCUUCGUGAGAUGCACCAAGAUGAUGUGGCUUCAUUCAUGGAUGACUUUAAUCAUCAUAUUUUUGAAAUGGUCUCAAGUUCUGAUGUCAAUGAAAGAAAAGGUGGUGUACUUGCUAUUGUUAGUCUUCUAGGUGGUGAUGUUGGUAAUAUUGGUACUCGCAUGAGUCGGUUUGCCAAUUACCUAAUGAAUUUGUUGCCCUCAAACUCUUAUGAUCUUGGGGUUAUGGAAAUGGCUGCUAAAGCUGUUGGUAUUCUGGCUUUAUCUUCUGGAAAUUAUGCUGCUGAAUAUGUUGAAUUUGAAGUUCGAAGAGCUCUGGAAUGGCUUGUAUCUGACAGAAUUGAAGGUAGAAGGCAAGCAGCUGUUUUAGUGUUAAAGGAAUUGGCUGUAAACACACCAACAUUUUUUUAUCAACAAGUCCAACAAUUUUUUGAUUCUAUAUUCUUUGCAGUAAGGGAUCCAAAGCCAUCUAUUAGAGAAGGUGCAGUUGCUGCAUUAAGAGCUGCUUUAGCUGUUACAUCACAGAGAGAAACCAAAGCUUCACAAAGAUCAGUUUAUAAGCAAUGCUUUGAAGAAUCACUAAAACCUUUUGAUGAAUCUAUUGGUCGUGAGAAAAAAAUGACUAGAGAUGAUUGGAUGCAUGGUUCACUUCUUAUUAUCAAUGAACUUUUAAGAUGCAGUAACAAUGAUGCAGAGCGUUUACGCAUGGAGGUGGAAGAAAUAACUUCAGAACAAGUUAUUCAUGAAAAAUCUUCUAGGGACAUUAACAGUAAAACAAGGGGACAUACUGGGGUGUCACCUCUACAGCAGAUCCAACAGAAAUCUUCUCCUUUGUAUGUCUUUUGUCCUGGUGCCAGAGAAAGCCAACAGAAGAUACCUUUGUUUGAAAGUAAAACUUGCAAAGACCUUAUGAAUGGAAAUUUUGAUAGGAUCUGUAAUUUGAUGUUGAAUCACCGUACAAGUAGAAGUAUUUAUGUUCAGCAAACUUUAUUGAGUGCAUUGCCAAGAUUGGCUGCAUUUAAUCCACAAGUAUUUUCUAGAAUCUACUUACAGGACACAAUUAAUUUCCUUAUGGGAAUUUUGAAAAGAGAACGUGACAGGGGGUCUCAAGCCUUUCUUGCUGUUGGUUUCUUGGCUAUUGCUGUUCAGGGCGAGAUUCUGACUUACAUGAGUCGUAUUAUGGACAUAAUUAGAAACUCUCUACCAACUCGAGAUCAUGUGGCAAAGAAAGGUCGCCACUUGAUUGUUGAUCCUUCUGUUUUUACUUGUAUAAGCAUGUUAGCUAGAGCUAUGGGUCCCCAGAUGACCAGUGAUGUCAGAGAAUUACUGGAUAAUAUGUUGGCCACUGGACUAAGUCCUGCGCUUACUGCAGCCUUGAGAGAACUCGCAUUACAGAUUCCUCAAUUGAAAAAAGACAUUCAAGAUGGACUUCUCAAAACCUUGUCCCAAAUCCUAAUGGGUCAGCCUUUAAGACACCCAGGUGCUCAAAGUGUACCACAACCAGUUCAAACAGCCCUACCAUUAAGUGAUGCCAAUGAUGUUACAAAUGUAACCCUUGCACUUAGAACACUGGGCAGCUUUGACUUUGAAGGCCACUCACUUACCCAGUUUGUGCGCCACUGUGCAGAGCAUUAUUUGGGCAGUGAACACAAAGAGAUAAGGAUGGAAGCAGUGACUACAUGUGCCCAACUUCUAUCUCCACUUCUUCUGUUAUUGUCGAAACAACCUGGUCACGUUAGCAUGACAGCUAUGACAACAGUGGCUGAAGUACUUAAUAAACUUCUUGUUGUUGGCAUCACAGAUGCUGAUGCUGAUAUUCGAUAUAAUGUACUUACUUCACUUGAUGAACGCUUUGACCCACAUCUUGCUCAAGCUGAGAAUCUUAGUGCCUUGUUUAUUGCAUUGAAUGAUGAGGCUUUUGAAAUUCGUGAACGAAGUAUUUGUAUGAUUGGCCGCCUCAGCUCUAAAAAUCCAGCUUAUGUGAUGCCAUCUCUGAGGAAAGUGCUCAUUCAGAUUUUAACAGAGUUAGAGCACAGUGGUAUUGGUCGAAAUAAAGAACAGGCUGCAAGAAUGUUAGGACAUUUAGUGUCCAAUACUGCUAGACUUAUUAAACCCUAUAUGGUGCCAAUAAUGCAGACAUUGAUUCCUAAAUUGAAAGAACCGGAUCAAAACCCAGCAGUUACCAUUAGUGUCCUACAGGCCAUAGGAGAGCAAGCUCAGGUGAGUGGACCAGACAUAAGUCAGUGGAUGGAUCAAUUGCUGCCCAUCAUAUUAGAUAUGUUACAAGAUUCAUCAUCUUUGCAAAAGAGAGAGGUGGCUUUGUGGACUCUUGGACAAUUGGUUGAAAGUACUGGAUCAGUUGUAGAACCUUAUAGUAAAUAUCCUAAUCUACUGGAUGUGCUGCUCAAUUUCCUGAAGACGGAACAGUCUAUAAGUAUUAGACGAGAGGUCAUUCGAGUCUUAGGGCUGCUUGGAGCACUAGAUCCUCAUAAACAUAAAAUGAAUCUUGGAGUGAUAUCUGAUUCUGAAGCAGGGGUCAAUAAAACAGCUGGUCAGGAGACCACUUCUGGUGAUGUAAAUACAAGUGAGUUGAUGAGCAGCUGCAGCACUCUAGAAGAAUUCUAUCCUGCUGUAGCCAUCAACUUAUUGAUGAGGAUCAUCCGAGAUCCCUCUCUGUCUCAGCACCACAAUAUGGUGGUUCAAGCAAUCACAAUCAUCUUUAAGUCUCUCAACAUCAAAUGUGUUCCUUACAUCCAGACUGUCAUACCAGCUUACUUGACUGUCUUCCGUACAGCUGACCCCAGUUUUAGAGAAUUUUUGUUUCAACAACUUGGAGUUAUCAUUGCUAUAGUCAAACAGCAUAUCAAGAAUUACUUGGAAGACAUCUUUAACCUCAUUAAGGAGUAUUGGAUCAAUUCAACCUCCAUGCAAAGUGCCAUCAUAAUGCUUAUUGAGCAAAUUGUGAAUGCUCUGGGUACAGAGUUUCGUAUCUACCUUCCACAAAUUAUUCCCCAGAUACUUCGAGUGUUCAUGCAAGAUAAUAGUGAAAAUAAAAUUGUUACAGCUAAGCUUCUGAAAGCUUUGGAAUUAUUUGAUGGCAAUUUAGAUGACUAUCUUCAUUUAUUGCUGCCUCCAGUUGUCAAAUUAUUUGAUAAUCCAGAGAAUCCAAUUCAUGUUAGAAGGAGUGCACUGGAAACAAUUGAUCGCUUAACUGACUCACUUGACCUCUCAGAUUAUGCAUCCAGAAUCAUCCACCCAUUGGUGCGCACAUUGGACACAACACCAGCACUUCAUGGCGUGUGCAUGGAUACUCUUUGUACAUUAGUCAUUCAGCUGAACCACAAGUUUACUAUCUUCAUCCCAAUGGUUGCCAAGGUAAUGAAUAGACAGAAGAUACAACACCAGAGGUUCCAUGUGCUUAUGACAAGGAUUCUUAAAGGAACCACAAUUGCAGAUGAAGAGGAUGAUCCUAUAUUGAUGAAAAAAGAAAGACAAGAUCAACUGAAAAAGAAAGGAAAAGAUCGUUCAGACAAUGCACCAGAUACAACAGCUAUUAAAAAACUUACUGUCAAUUUUGAUACUAUGAAAAGAGCUUUAGAAACAGGACGUCGUGUAUCUAAAGAAGACUGGAUGGAGUGGCUGCGUAAACUCAGUUUAGAACUUCUUAAAGAGUCACCAUCACCAGCUCUCAGGUCUUGUCUGGCCUUGGCUCAGACUUACAACCCAUUGGCCAGGGAUCUUUUUAAUUCAGCAUUCCUGGCAUGUUGGACAGAGCUGACAGAAAUACAACAAGAUGAAGUGAUAGCAAGUCUUGAAAAAACUCUGACCUCUCAGGAGAUUCCAGAGAUAAUGCAAACACUUUUAAAUUUAGCAGAGUUUAUGGAGCAUUGUGAUAAAGGACCACUUCCACUAGAUGGUCAUCUUCUUGGAGAAAGAGCCAUGAAAUGUAGAGCCUAUGCUAAAGCCUUACAUUAUAAGGAAGAUGAAUUUCACAAAGGGCCAAACACACAGAUAUUAGAAAAUCUCAUCAGUAUCAACAACAAACUUCAGCAGAGAGAAGCAGCUAAAGGAGUUUUGCUGUAUGCACAGAAACAUAACCAUGCCAAUCUAAAAGUCCAGGAAAGCUGGUACGAAAAACUUCAUGAUUGGGAUAGAGCUUAUCAGGCAUACACUAGAAAACAAGAGCUGAAUAAAGAUGAUGACAACCUGACACUGGCUAAGAUGAGAUGUUUGGAAGCUAUCGGAGACUGGAACACAUUACAUCAGAUUGCACUAGAUAGAUGGCCAGUUGUCUCAGAUGAAAUUAGAACUAGUAUGGCUCGUAUGGCUGCAGUUGCUGCAUGGGGUUUAGGUCAAUGGGAUAGUGUUGAGCAAUAUAUGUGCUUGAUUCCACGUACAAGCCAUGAUGCUGCCUUUUUUAGAGCUGUCUAUGCCCUCCAUUGUGAAAACUAUCCACUAGCUCAACAAUGUAUAGAUAAAGCUCGUGAUAUUUUGGAUACAGAAUUGACAGCUAUGGCUGGUGAGAGCUACAACAGAGCCUAUGGUGCUAUGGUCAAUGUUCAAAUGCUCUCAGAGUUGGAAGAAGUUAUUCAAUAUAAAUUGGUGCCAGAGAGGAGAGAAGCUAUUCAACAUAUGUGGUGGAACAGACUUAAGGGAUGUCAAAGAGUUGUUGAAGACUGGCAGAAAAUUCUUCAAGUUCGAUCACUUGUUAUAUCUCCUGAAGAAGAUAUGGAGACUUGGUUGAAAUUUGCAAGUUUAUGUCGUAAAAAUGAUCGUGUGGGCUUAUCACAAAAAACCUUGGUCACUUUGCUGGGAACAGAUCCAUCUAAGAACCCAGACAAUUUUAUUCCUACCACACAUCCUAAAGUCACAUUUGCUUACAUGAAACACAUGUGGAAAGAAAAUCGUAAGAAAGAGGCCUACCACAAACUUCAGAUAUUUAUUAAACAAGCUCUUCAGACUAAAGCAUUACAAAUAAUUGGUCCAGAUGAAGCUGCUCAGAGAGCAAAGUUGAAGCAAUUGACAGCCAGGUGCUACUUACGUCUUGGACAAUGGUCUGAAGAACUCCAUGGUAUAUCUGAAGAAUCUAUUCCACAGAUAUUAGAAAACUAUGAUCUUGCCAAAGAGCAUGACAAUGAUUGGUACAAGGCUUGGCACUCUCUGGCAUUAAUGAACUAUGAAGCUGUUUUGUUUUACAAACAAAAAGAGCAAGUUACCAUGACUGCAUCUGCUGCAGCUACACCAGACAACAUGGACUCAUCAAAACUAGAUGCAUCUCCCAGACCAGAAUCUAUAUCAGCAAAGAUUCAGAAAUAUUGCAUUUAUGCUGUGCAUGGAUUCUUCAGGUCUAUUGGUCUGUCAUCACAAAAUAGUCUUCAAGACAGUUUAAGACUUCUGACAUUGUGGUUUGACUAUGGUCAGUGGCCAGAGGUGUAUGAUAUGAUGAAUGAAGGAAUUAAAAGUAUUCAGAUUGACAAUUGGCUUCAAGUCAUUCCCCAACUUAUUGCCAGAAUAGAUACACCAAGGUCUCUAGUCCAACGUCUAAUUCACCAACUUUUGAUUGAAAUUGGCAAAGCUCAUCCUCAGGCUCUGAUUUAUCCUUUGACAGUGGCCUCCAAGUCGAAUGCUCCACUUCGACAAGCUGCAGCCAAUAAAAUUUUGAAGAGCAUGUGUGAAAGAAGCCAGACAUUAGUUAGCCAAGCUAUGUUGGUUUCAGAGGAAUUGAUUAGGGUAGCCAUAUUGUGGCAUGAACUUUGGCAUGAAGGACUAGAAGAAGCCUCAAGACUUUAUUUUGGAGAUCGAAAUGUGAGAGGAAUGUUUAGUACAUUAGAACCACUUCAUGCCAUGACAGAACGGGGACCACAGACCUUAAAAGAAACUUCUUUCACUCAGGCUUAUGGUCGUGAUCUAAUGGAAGCCCAAGACUGGUGCAGAAAAUAUCAAAGGUCAGGAAAUGUCAAGGAGUUGACACAAGCGUGGGACUUGUAUUAUCAUGUUUUUAGAAGAAUUUCUAAACAGCUACCUCAGUUAACUUCAUUAGAGCUCCAAUAUGUUUCACCCAAGCUUCUACGUUGUAGAGACCUUGAACUUGCUGUGCCAGGAUCAUAUGAACCCAAUCAGCCAGUCAUUCGUAUCCACCAUGUCCAGAGUUCAUUGCAGGUCAUCACCUCCAAACAGAGACCCAGAAAAUUGAGCAUAUUUGGAAGUGACGGUGAAGAGUACCAGUUUCUUCUAAAAGGACAUGAAGAUUUGAGACAGGAUGAAAGAGUAAUGCAACUUUUUGGACUUGUCAAUUCACUACUUCGUAACAACCCUGACACCUUUAGAAGAAAUCUUACUAUAACAAGAUUUGCAGCCAUUCCUUUAUCCACCAACUCUGGAUUGAUUGGCUGGGUCAGAAACUGUGAUACUAUCCAUGCCUUAAUACGAGACUACAGAGACAAAAGAAAGAUUCUACUUAAUAUAGAGCACAGAGUCAUGCUACGAAUGGCCCCAGACUAUGACCACUUGACCCUGAUGCAGAAAGUAGAAGUAUUUGAACAUGCUUUAGAACAUACACAGGGUGAUGAUUUAGCUAGAAUAUUGUGGUACAAGUCUCCAAGUUCUGAGGUUUGGUUUGAUCGACGUACCAACUAUACCAGAUCAUUGGCUGUAAUGUCAAUGGUGGGCUAUGUCUUGGGUCUUGGUGACAGACAUCCCUCCAAUUUGAUGUUGGACAGAAUCAGUGGUAAGAUUAUUCAUAUUGACUUUGGAGAUUGCUUUGAAGUGGCCAUGGUCAGAGAAAAGUACCCAGAGAAAAUUCCAUUCAGACUGACACGCAUGUUGAUCAAUGCCAUGGAGGUGACAGGCAUUGAUGGUAACUACAGAAUGACUUGUGAGAAAGUGAUGGCAGUACUCAGAGAAAACAAAGAGUCUUUGAUGGCUGUACUUGAAGCUUUUGUCUAUGAUCCACUUCUGAGCUGGAGGUUAGUGGAUGCUCACAAAACUAAAGCUGGUGGAGGUAAGGGUGGCAAGUCUGGUGGAUCUAUCAAUGAAAGUCAUGGAUCUGCAAAUGGUGACCUUAUGGAGAACAUAGAUGGUACUCAGUCUGCUGGGGCCACUAAGAAACCUGAAGCUGGAGAUCCUGGUGAGGAAGUAAGUGUAGCCCCAGAAGUCACCAGCAAGAAGGCCAUAUCUAUAGUCAACAGAGUCAGGGACAAAUUAACAGGCCGAGACUUUGGGCAAGAGGACCCAGUGGAUGUAAACAAACAAGUAGAUUUACUUAUUCAGCAAGCAACAUCUCAUGAAAACUUAUGUCAGUGUUAUAUUGGAUGGUGUCCGUUUUGGUAGUGUGACACAAGGACAGCUUGAGGCCAAUUUUAUUGACAUUUCAGAGGUUGUCAUUUCUAUUGAUUUCUUUGCAGUUUUGAAGAGUUACAUAAACAUUUAUUGAGGAUGUUUCUUUAAUUGCAAUAGGGCAGAUCAAAUAGUACAAAUAUCUCUUAGUAUCAGUACUAAUAGCAAAAUAUACACAUACUGGACAUGGGGCGUUUUAUCAUAAACUUGUAUAGAAUUGUUUUCAUUGACAUUAGAAAUAGCGUGGUUUAAUUUUACUAGAAAGUAGACAUGUGUUGGUCAAGUCUCUUGAUAAAAUUCUAUUCUAUUGUUUCUUUAGAAAUAAGUGUAGUUACAGCAUGUUGACAUUCAACAAGUUCUGUUGACUGUCCUCAAGUUUGUUUUGGACAAGUUGAUUAGUUCAAAUGUUCAUUCAUGUCAAUAUUGUUGUAAUGCUAUUUUGUAGAAUUCGUUAUAAAUAUUUAUUUGUCGUUUCAUUUUUGAAUUGAUCCUAAUUGGUCAGAUGUCUUUGAUUUAGUUCAGCAGCCCACAACAUCUCAUCUUUAUCCAUUCAUAGUUUCACAGCAUUGUUUCCUUUGAUUUACUGACACAGUUCAACAUUAUUUUGUGUAGCAUUAUUACAUUUAGAAUUUUUUAUAUUGUGCAGGUGAGAAAAAGGUCCCCCCCCUCCCAAUGCCCUGUCUGUACUGAAUGUAUGUAUGUGUAUAUUUAUAUUGGAGAAUUCUAUAGUCAAGAAUGAGGCCAAUCAGUUUGCCUGAGGUGAAUGACAUCAUCCUGGACACACAAUUUAAUUGUAGUGCUGAAUCCAUAUAGCUUCGGUAAUGAAGUAUUUGUUUAUUAUUUGAAGUCACUGUUAAUAGAAUUGUGUGCUUUAUAUAUAUAUAUAUAUAUAUAUAUAUAAAGAUUGUUUACAGUAAGUAUGUUAUUAAACAGAACUCUUUUUUUUUUCUCUUUCAAUAAAAUAUUAAUUCUCC
Messenger RNA from Biomphalaria glabrata, 9151 nucleotides. Its product is annotated as serine/threonine-protein kinase mTOR-like. Lineage: Eukaryota; Metazoa; Mollusca; Gastropoda; Planorbidae. Gene Ontology annotation, molecular function: protein-containing complex binding; protein binding; protein serine/threonine kinase activity. The transcript is spliced from 55 exons. The record is from RefSeq and is a predicted model, not a curated record. Gene Ontology annotation, cellular component: TORC1 complex; nucleus; TORC2 complex. Bases 738 to 8171 code for a protein of 2477 amino acids. Gene Ontology annotation, biological process: TOR signaling; negative regulation of macroautophagy; protein phosphorylation.